UUAAGAAAAUGGCGUCGCGGCGUGUGCUCCCUGACGAUUUAAGAAAUGUUGAAUUUGAAACAAGUGAAGAUGUCGACGUUACGCCUACAUUUGAUAAUAUGGGUCUCAGAGAAGAGUUGUUGAGGGGUGUAUAUGCUUAUGGUUUUGAGAAACCGUCAGCAAUUCAACAGAGAGCUGUGAAGCCAAUAGUGAAAGGUCGAGAUGUUAUUGCACAGGCACAGUCUGGAACCGGAAAAACAGCCACAUUUUCCAUCAGUAUUCUCCAGUGCCUGGAUACACAGGUGCGGGAGACGCAAGCCCUUAUUCUCUCGCCCACCAGAGAGCUUGCUACUCAGAUACAGAAGGUUAUCCUUGCCCUUGGAGAUUAUAUGAAUGUUCAGUGUCAUUCAUGUAUUGGAGGUACAAAUAUUGGUGAAGACAUCCGUAAGCUGGACUAUGGGCAACAUGUGGUUUCUGGAACACCAGGCAGAGUCUUUGAUAUGAUCAGAAGGAGGAAUCUUCGCACAAGAUCCAUAAAAAUGUUGAUUCUUGAUGAAGCCGAUGAAAUGCUCAACAAAGGAUUCAAGGAGCAAAUCUACGAUGUGUAUCGGUACCUGCCACCAGCAACACAAGUACUUCUCAUCUCUGCCACACUUCCUCAUGAGAUCCUGGAGAUGACAAGCAAGUUCAUGACAGACCCUAUCAGAAUCCUAGUCAAACGUGAUGAGUUGACCUUGGAAGGCAUCAAGCAGUUCUUCGUGGCAGUAGAGAGGGAGGAGUGGAAGUUUGACACGCUCUGUGAUCUGUACGACACCCUCACCAUAACACAGGCAGUCAUCUUCUGUAAUACCAAAAGAAAGGUGGACUGGCUGACUGAGAAGAUGAGGGAGGCCAACUUCACUGUGUCAUCCAUGCAUGGUGACAUGCCUCAGAAAGAGAGAGAUUCCAUUAUGAAGGAGUUCAGAUCAGGAUCCAGUCGUGUCCUCAUCACAACUGAUGUUUGGGCCCGAGGUAUUGAUGUUCAGCAGGUGUCUCUCGUCAUCAACUAUGAUCUGCCAAACAACAGAGAAUUGUACAUUCACAGAAUUGGACGAUCAGGUAGAUUUGGAAGGAAAGGUGUGGCCAUCAACUUUGUGAAGAAUGAUGACAUCAGAAUUCUGAGAGAUAUUGAGCAGUACUACUCAACUCAAAUUGAUGAAAUGCCCAUGAAUGUUGCUGAUCUGAUCUAAGAGAGUGGGUGUGGAGAGAAAAACUCUUGUGAAAUGACAAUUAAAGACACUGUGUUCAGACAAACCCAACCUGUGUGAAAGACAUACAACAGUACUUAACUGCAAACUACCAGUUACAUUGUCAGUGAAUCAACAGUGGGAUAAUCAUCUGAGCACCGAAUGAGCAGUUAUACUGAACACACACCUCCAUUGUACAGCUAUUAUUGCAGAAAGGACAUGCUUUGCUAAUGGGAUAACUGCAAUUUAACAAAUAAUUUGUUAUUCAUUAAAACGGUUUGGUGCCAUGAAAAGAUGAAGCUGUAACUUGUUAUCAUAUCUUAUUUAGGUGUAAGUUACGAAAUGUUUUAGAAUUUUUUAUUUUGUAAGGUCUCAUGCACUGUAAAUACUUGCUUUGUUAUUAAUAGGUCCUUUUUUUUUUCAUACAUCAUGUCAUUAAAAAUCCAUUUUGUUUUAAAUGUGAAUAAAAAUCAGACUUGUA
Messenger RNA from Haliotis rubra (blacklip abalone), 1686 nucleotides. RefSeq names its product eukaryotic initiation factor 4A-III. The transcript is spliced from 11 exons. Gene Ontology annotation, molecular function: RNA helicase activity; mRNA binding; ATP binding. The coding region runs from base 9 to 1208 and encodes 399 amino acids. The record is from RefSeq and is a predicted model, not a curated record. Gene Ontology annotation, cellular component: nucleolus; catalytic step 2 spliceosome. Lineage: Eukaryota; Metazoa; Mollusca; Gastropoda; Lepetellida; Haliotidae.